Notechis scutatus (mainland tiger snake) is the source of this 1207-nucleotide messenger RNA. It is a transcript of the gene DPH5, whose product is annotated as diphthamide biosynthesis 5. Gene Ontology annotation, biological process: protein histidyl modification to diphthamide. Lineage: Eukaryota; Metazoa; Chordata; Lepidosauria; Squamata; Elapidae. Gene Ontology annotation, molecular function: diphthine synthase activity. The record is from RefSeq and is a predicted model, not a curated record.
CUGCCGUAAAAUCGUCGCAAGCGGAGAGCAAUCUUUUUUACGGCACCGAAAGAUCCCGGAAACGAAGGCGUAAGCAUGGAUGGGGAAAGAGGCGACCGCUAAGCUCGAAGGUGUAAAAAUCCUCAGUACCAAAGCUUUUCUUGGUUUGCUCGUUUUUAAAAAAAUGCUUUACUUGAUUGGUCUUGGACUUGGAGAUGCCAAAGAUAUUACAGUAAAAGGACUGGAAGUAAUAAAGCAGUGUAGCAGAGUAUAUUUGGAAGCCUACACUUCUAUCCUAACUGUUGGAAAAGAAGCACUGGAAGAUUUCUAUGGUAAAGAGCUGAUCCUUGCUGACAGAGAUAUCGUAGAGCAAGAUGCUGAUAGUAUCCUGAAAGAUGCACAUCUAAUUGAUGUGGCUUUUCUUGUAGUUGGCGAUCCUUUUGGGGCAACUACACAUAGUGACCUUGUUCUCCGGGCUGUGAAGUUGGGAAUUCCCUACAGAGUGGUCCACAAUGCUUCCAUAUUGAAUGCUGUUGGCUGUUGUGGUCUACAGCUCUAUAACUUUGGAGAAACAGUUUCUGUUGUAUUCUGGACAGACACGUGGAAGCCUGAGAGUUUUUUUGACAAAAUUAUAAAAAACAGAAAAAAUGGAAUGCACACACUAUGCUUACUUGAUAUUAAAGUGAAAGAGCAGUCAGUGGAGAACCUCAUGAGGGGAAAGAAAAUCUUUGAGCCACCACGCUACAUGAGUGUGAAUCAAGCAGCCGAGCAACUUCUUGCUAUUGUCCAGAAUCGGCGGCUACAGGGCCAAAAGCCAGAAGUAACCGAGAACACUGUCUGUGUAGGCUUAGCAAGAGUUGGUGCAUUGGAUCAGAAGAUUGUAUCAGGUACUCUACAGGAUAUGACUACGGUGGCCCUUGGCGAUCCUCUGCACUCUAUGAUCAUAACUGGAAUAUUGCAUCCCUUGGAAGUAGACAUGCUUAAAUUAUUUGCAGUAGAUAAAUCCAUCUUGGAACAAGACUGAAUUGGAAACACUUUGUGCCUUACCUGGAACAGAAGCUGGUAAAUUCCUUGUUGAUAACAGACUACAAAGAAGUAGCCCAUAUCUUGCUAAAGAAGACAACUAGCAAGCCCAACUGUGAUUCCUUAUGGCUCAGGCUCACUGCGUUCAACUUGUAAAAGUUUUGUUACUUGGCAGAAGUGAAAUAAAAAUUGAGAUUAUUGUUUU